Molecule: messenger RNA, 1652 nt
Organism: Linum trigynum
Lineage: Eukaryota; Viridiplantae; Streptophyta; Magnoliopsida; Malpighiales; Linaceae
Source: the annotation of a GenBank genome assembly
CCCCCGUAUCAGAUUGUUAACAUCGAACCAUAAGUUCCACACCAAAGCAAAACACCACACACCAAAUAACAUCUCUUCUCAUUGGAUCACAACAAUAAUUAGCCCUCUACUUUCCAACCAGCUUGGAGGAGAGAUCGAUCGAGCAAAACAACAACAACAACUCAUUGUCCAAUGGAGAGGUCCGGAGUUGGAACAGGAGCAGGAGGAGAACCCAACACCAACAGCAAAAGCAGCAACUUCCAGUUCCCGCCGGGCUUCCGGUUCCACCCUUCCGACGAGGAGCUCAUCGUCUUCUACCUCCAGAACAAGGUCACCUCCCGCCCCUUACCCGCCGCCAUCAUCGCCGAGGUCGAUCUCUACAAGUACAACCCCUGGGAGCUUCCAACGAAGGCGCUGUUCGGGGAGGAGGAGUGGUACUUCUUCAGCCCGAGGGACAGGAAGUAUCCGAACGGGGCGAGGCCGAACAGGGCGGCCGGGUCGGGUUUCUGGAAGGCGACGGGCACGGACAAGCCGAUACUGUCGACGUCCGGAUCGAAGAGCAUCGGGGUGAAGAAGGCGCUGGUGUUCUAUUCCGGUAGGCCGCCGAAGGGAGUGAAGACCGAUUGGAUCAUGAACGAGUACAGGUUGUUGGAUCCAACCAUUAAACCUUCGAGGAUGAAAGGCUCCAUGAGGCUGGACGACUGGGUGCUGUGUCGAGUUCGACAGAAGGGUGCCAUUACCAAGAACCCAUUCGACCUCCAACUCGCCGGAGGCAGCCCUGUGAAGGAAACAGUCCGGUUCCUGCCAAUGUCGUCGGAACAAGACCUAAACCCGCGCCCUUCUCCUCCGCCGUCUUACAUGAACUGCGACAACGACAUGAUACGAGACUGUCUCAACCAGGACUGCCGCGUCCUGGCCUCCCUCCUCGUCGGCCAGACCUUGCCCUCCAUCGACGCUACAACUGCGAAUAAUAAUAAUGCUCAUAGUACCAUUAAUCCCACCAGUAACAACAACAACAACAACACCACUGACUUCAUCGGGGCAAGCUCUCCGAUAACAGUAGCAGUCUCUUCCUACGACAACUACAUGACCACCACCAGCCCGACGAUGAAGAGGAAGCUUAGCGACGAUGGGGAGACGUUGAUCAACGACUUCCUAUCCUCGCCAGCGCUCAAGAAGUCGAACAACAAUAACAACGAUGUAAACCAGCAGCAGUCUCAUGAUCAGGAAGAUGGCAGUGGUGGAUUCUACAGCGAGGACGCGAUGGACCCCAUGAUCGGGUUCCUGGAGCUGAACGAGUUCGGCUUCUCUGGUAAGUAUGAUCUGGAGUGAAUCUUGCAGCUGCAUGCAAGACAAUGUGUGUACAGACUACAGAGGGGAUGGAAAUGCAGGCAGGCAUAUCCACCAGCAGGUUCAUGGAGAAACGAGGGGAGCAGUAAUCGAUCAACUGAUCAAGAAAAUAUGGCAUUCUAUUUAUUUGUUCCCAUCCCAAAACCGAAUUUUGAUAUAAUGCUACACUUACAAUCCAAUACAUCUAGCUAAUUGUGUUUCUGUGUCGCGCUGCAACAAUCGAGUUACUCUUUCUGUGAUCAAGAGUUGCAUUAGUACUAUAUGUGAACACCAUGCAUACACGUUUCUAUCUUGAUGAUAUACAGUAAAAGCAAACAUCAUAU